Molecule: messenger RNA, 1773 nt
Organism: Alternaria incomplexa
Lineage: Eukaryota; Fungi; Ascomycota; Dothideomycetes; Pleosporales; Pleosporaceae
Exons: 1
Coding region: 1-1773 (590 amino acids)
Source: RefSeq, a predicted model, not a curated record
AUGGACGACCCCCUCCCCGAUCACUACAAGGCCCUGGGCGUCGCCAAUACGGUCGACGCCGCCGUCAUCAAGGCCACCUACCGCAAACUCGUCCUCAAGUGCCAUCCCGACAAGGUCACGGACCCCGCGCUGAAGGAGCAGAAACAGGAGGAGUUUCACAACAUCCAGCAGGCCUACGAGUGCCUCAUUGACGACGAGAAGAGGAGCAAGUACGACGCGCAGAUCACGCUCGACAAGCUGCGCAAGGAGAAGGCGGCGCGAGGAGCUGCGCCACGCGACAGGACUGCACGCUUCGAUGUCCCCACAUCAGGCGGUGCAUCCUUUGCCGCAAACGGCCCUUCGCGAUACACCACCGAGUACCGCGCACCCACAGCACGCGAGGAAGACGACCGUUACCACGCACGAUACCACACCCAGCCCUCAAAACCCACAUCAUCCUCGAGAUCCACUCGCGAGAAGGAGUCCAAGAGCUCGCGACACGUCAAAGAAGACAGAUCACGCUCAGAUCGCGAGAAAACGCGUGCCAAGGAGACCCGAAGCGACCGCAAGUUCACCCAAGUCGACAGUGAGUCAUCGGGUGACGAGAAGGCGCGCUACGAGGCAGCCUUCAAGGCUCGCACUGAAGAGGAUGCUCGGCGCAAGGCAGAAGAGCGCCGCACCUAUGAAGACAACCGAUAUGCCGGCACCACCACUCACACUGUCCCUGCUGCACGCAAGAUGAGCGUUCAGGAAGAAGAGGCGCUCCGAUACCAGCACAAGUCACGCGCCCACGUCGAGGCGGAUAUCCUAUCUUCCCGACCGUCGCCCGCCAGGGCUUCUUCGCGCGAUUACUACACCUCCGACCCACCUCGGAUGGUUCGACGCGACAGUGCUCGACCCGAGCCCGUCCGCAGGUCAUCUGCUCGCCCCAGUAAGGAAAGACCUUCUCUGUCCCGUCGUGACACAGACCGUACCGACCGCGGUAUUCCCGAGGUUGUCGAGUGGGAUGAUGAGCCUCGCCGUGAGGAGAGACGCGUACCCAGCUUCAAGCAUACGACCUCAUCACCUGCUGAGCUCUCACGUGGAGUGCCUCAGCGCUCGUACACCGAGAGCAGGUCCACCAGAUAUGCCGAGAACACGCCUCCAGCACCUUCGCUGAGUCGAUCGUCGACCAUGCCUACCAUUCCAAACACCUCCUCGCGCAGGAAGGACGCUACCGCUCCUCGCCCGUCUGGUCUUCGCGAGGCCAUGACUCCAGAGCAAUACAGCAGCCCUGAGAAGUACGCCAGUCCCGAGAGAGACGCCUUCCCCAGCGUACCACCAUCGUCGACCGUCAAGACAUAUUACUACCCCGUUCCUGGAGCUGGCGUGUCCCAAGACCCGCCAACCCCCACUCCUCGCCACGUUGUUCGCGAACCCCAAUCCCAACGCCAACACCGUUCAAAGUCGCCCAUCGGCAAGCCCCCGAUUGGUCCCAACCGUCCGGCAGAGCCCACCACUGCAUCAUACAAGACCGUGCCCCGGCCAUCAAUGCCAAGCCGCACGGAGUCAAGUCGCAACAUCUCGCCUGUUCGCGAAGAACGCGGCCGCUCAGGAAGGCUCUACGGUGAAAUUGGUAGCGAACCCCGACACCGGGUACGCCAGGCAAGCAUCGACCCCAACGAAAUCCAAUACAGCCGUAGAUACGGUCCCGAGGACGUCAGAUGGGCACCGAGAUCUGGUGAACCCGACAGGGUUGACAGAGGCUUUGCCAGUAAACCUGGUCUCAGCAGAACUGCUACGUAUGCUUACUAG